Molecule: messenger RNA, 1371 nt
Organism: Penicillium egyptiacum
Lineage: Eukaryota; Fungi; Ascomycota; Eurotiomycetes; Eurotiales; Aspergillaceae
Source: the annotation of a GenBank genome assembly
AUGGUUUUCGAUCGUGUGGCCCGAUUCUACCGGUCAUGUCUACUGCAGAUUAUCAUCGUGGGACUAGUCGCCUUCUGUGAACCCGGAAUUUGGACUGCUCUCAAUAAUCUUGGAGCUGGGGGCAAUGCCAAGCCUUACCUCAACAAUGCCGCCAAUGCCUUAACGUAUGGACUCAUGUCAGUAGGCUGCUUCCUUGCCGGCGGUGUCACCAACAAGAUCACUGCGAAAUGGACCUUGUUCAUCGGAGCCGCGUUCUAUACUCCCUAUGCGGCUGGUCUAUACUGCAACAAUCGGUAUGGCAACGAGUGGUUUCUCUUGCUCGGGGCUGCUCUUUGUGGAAUUGGGGCGUCUCUUCUAUGGGCUAGUGAGGCUGCCAUUGCGGUUGGAUAUCCGGAGGAGGAGAAAAGAGGACGCUACGUUGCAAUCUGGAUGAGUAUCCGGCAGAUGGGACCGCUUGUUGGCGGUGCGAUAUCCCUCGCUCUCAACGUCAACACUGCACAUGUUGGCAAGGUCACCUACACGACAUACUUAGGGCUUGUUGCCAUCUCAUCCCUCGGAGCUCCAUUUGCGUUGCUGUUGUCACAGCCACAAGAUGUCAUUAGAAGUAAUGGCACCAAGAUCCCUUACAUGAAGAAAACGAGCUUCGCUAUCGAGGCUCGCGCUAUCUGGAAGCAACUUUCGAAUAAGUACAUGCUGCUGCUCAUCCCGGUCUUCCUCGCAGGGCAGUUUGGUACAACUUACCAGGGGAACUAUUUGACAACUUAUUUCACCGUCCGCUCCAGGGCCCUCGCGUCUUUCCUAACAGCAGUGGUCGGCGCCACCGCCAAUGUGGUGACGGGCAUAUUUCUAGAUCUGAAGUUUCUAUCUCGAGAAACCAGGUCCAAAGUCGUGUACAUAUUCGUCCUUGUCUUUGUCACGGGGUCUUGGACAUGGAACGCCAUUGUCCAGACGAAACUCUCCCAAAUGGCCGAACCACCUGCCUUCGACUUGGGCGAUGGUCCCUUCUUCAACUCGGCGUUCACGGUCUAUAUAUUCUUCCGCUUCUUCUAUGAGGUGCUGCAGACGUACAUAUAUUGGUUGAUGGCCGAGAUCAAGGGAGCACAGGGAGAUGGCGACAUCGCGAGAACAACUGGAAUCUUGAGAUCGUGGGAGUCCAUCGGCAGCACGAUUGCCUACGCGGUCGGCGCAACUCACUGGCCCAACUUGAACCAGAUGGCACUGGGAUUUUCACUAUGGGGUUUCACCAUCCCGUUCACACUCCUCGCGGUGUUUGGCAAUUGGAAUGUUUCUGAUACGCUUGUGGAGGAGCAAACAGACAGCAGUAGCUUGGAGGCACAGCAGGUGGUCAUCAAUUCUGACGGAAAGGACUAG